This is a messenger RNA of Helianthus annuus (common sunflower), 498 nucleotides long. RefSeq lists its product as uncharacterized. The transcript has a single exon. The record is from RefSeq and is a predicted model, not a curated record. Bases 1 to 498 code for a protein of 165 amino acids. Lineage: Eukaryota; Viridiplantae; Streptophyta; Magnoliopsida; Asterales; Asteraceae.
AUGAUCCGGGAACAACUUCUAAAGGAGUUACGUAUGAACGAAUCGCUUUGGAGGCAGGUUUUCGAUCCGGAAAACAUAGGACAUUAUGAUGCGUUGGUUACACGAAUCGAUUUCAAGGGGGUGGGACGAGCAGGUAUCGAAAAUUGCAUGACGAUGCCUGAGACGGGGUUUCUUAUUGCCCAACGAUACGGUGUGAUUGUUCACACCAUCGACAUUCGUGGGAGCGAUACAAUUUUCCCUCUCCUGGGCGGGCCAAACGAAGCUGAGCAACCUCCCCUGGUGGUUGCGGUUGUGUUCGUCGACAAUGGGCAUUUCAUACAUGUAGAGCUUGGAGGUUGUUAUCCAAUGCCUCCCCCAAACCUACUCUGGAGAGCGAACAGAACAGAGCGCGCAGCAGCCUGGCAUACAUUAUACAUGGAUCAGAUCAACGCGUACGAAAUGCUUACGUAUCGUCCCCCUGACCUUAAUGUAACCGCAUAUGUUCACGAUGUAUCUUAA